AGUGUGCCGUGGUAUGAUUCAGGCCUAAUUAAGUGGUGGCUUGCGUCUGGGGAGAGCCGUAAACCAGUCGCUGCUCCGACUGGUAACGCAGUCAGCCAAGGCUCGCCACUGCCUGCGGUGCACGGAGGGAGGCUGGCCAAUGCCCUGCUGCCUCCACGAUGGCAAAAAUCAUCCUGAGGCACCUCGUAGAGACGCCGGUGCGUUACCAGGAGGAGUUUGAAGCUCGGGGUCUGGAAGACUGCAGGCUGGAUCACGCUUUAUACGCCCUGCCCGGGCCCACCAUCGCCGACCUGGGGAAGGCCAGGGCGCCGCAGCCUCCUGCAGCCGACGCGCCGGCACAGACGCUGCCCGGAGAAGGCAAAUCCCGCUUUCAGAUCCUGCUGGACGUGGUCCAGUUCCUCCCCGAAGACAUCAUCAUUCAGACCUUCGAGGGCUGGCUGCUGAUCAAGGCGCAGCACGGAACCAGAAUGGACGAGCACGGGUUUAUCUCACGAAGCUUCACCCGCCAGUACAAACUGCCGGAGGGCGUGGAGACCAAAGACUUGUCCGCGAUCCUGUGUCACGACGGGAUUCUGGUGGUGGAGCUAAAGGACCCAGCGGGGACUCAGUGACACCUUAUCGGUUCCUGCUCGCAAGACACCGAGAUUAUAGUUCAGUGCAUCGUCACGGGAAUGAUGGUAUGACCCACGUUUGAAAUGAGUCACUGUGAUUUUUAUGAAGAUUAAAAAUAUAUACGCAGUUCCUGGUAUGUGGAGGUUGUCUUUAUUAUUUCUUACUCAGAAAGGAAAAUUGUUGAAUAGGUUUGUGCAGCUCAAACUGACGCUGUUCUUACAGCUGAAACACUGGAAAUUUAGGAGACUGCAGUUUGAUAUUAAAGAGGACCUGGGCUUAUUUCUUCCUUAUUCCACCACCACCAGAGAGCCUGCGUUUGUGAUCGUGGAUGGCAAAAGAGCCAUACUCAUUUAAAUAAUUUUUUAUCUAUUUUAUGAAAAUAUUUUAUUUUGCUAAAAUGAGUUGUGAUUCCCUUCACUUGAUAAGCUUUUCUUUUCAGUGUAUUUUAAUUAAAGCGGUGCUUUGUAAAUAUGGAGCCUGGAAAUUAAAAUAUAGUUCUUGGAAA
Messenger RNA from Lemur catta (Ring-tailed lemur), 1117 nucleotides. RefSeq names its product heat shock protein family B (small) member 3 (gene HSPB3). The transcript has a single exon. Gene Ontology annotation, cellular component: cytoplasm; nuclear speck. The record is from RefSeq and is a predicted model, not a curated record. Lineage: Eukaryota; Metazoa; Chordata; Mammalia; Primates; Lemuridae. The coding region runs from base 159 to 611 and encodes 150 amino acids.